Molecule: messenger RNA, 2082 nt
Organism: Planococcus citri (citrus mealybug)
Lineage: Eukaryota; Metazoa; Arthropoda; Insecta; Hemiptera; Pseudococcidae
Gene: mRF1
Product: mitochondrial translation release factor 1
Exons: 7
Coding region: 787-2043 (418 amino acids)
Biological process (GO): translational termination
Molecular function (GO): translation release factor activity
Source: RefSeq, a predicted model, not a curated record
AUUCUUGAAGAUCAAAGUUGCGGAAAGUGUUCAAAUUGUGUUAUCACUGUUAUCAGUCACUUAGUGUUGAUUGUAGAACAUUUUCCGCAACUUUGAUCUUCAAGAAUUUUUGAACGGUAGAAGGUAGAGCUUUCGGUAAAGACCCAUUUAAAAAAGGAUAAAAUAACGAACGUUUUGCUGUAUUAAUAUACCUAUGUGUUCGUUGAAAAUUUUGAGUAAUUCUAGUUCAAAGUUCAAUACUUACCAUCCGCGGUUGGUUUUUGCAUUGUUUUCGCAACUUUAAACUUCUACAACUUUUGAACGGUUGCAUGUAGAGCUUUCGAUAAACGCCCAUUUUAAAGACGAUGAAAUUACGAACAUUUUGAUACAUUAAAAUACCUGUGUGUUCACUGAAGAUUUUGAGUAUUUUUAGUUUAAAAUUGACACAUAUAGUAUGAAAAAAUCGGGUAAUAGAAGUAUUCAUAAAAUCGUCAAUUUUUCGCGAAAUAACAAAAAUUUAACAUCAAUCGAUAGGAAAUUUCAUUGUCUUUAGCUUGAAACUACUUAAAAAUUCACCUGAACCCGCGAACAAUCGAAAAAAUUGCAUUUUUUACUCGUAAGAUUGUAUACAUACAUACGCUCUGAUGUUGUUUACAUCCGUUGUGUCGAACCAAAAUGGCGUAUGCGUAUACUUCCCUAAUCUAGAACUUUAAUCAAUUUGAUACGCCGAUAAAUUUUGAAUUUUGAAUUUUUUAUGUUUCAAGUGUUCGUAUUCGUGAAAAAAAUGUUUUUUGAAGACCCAAGUUUAUGAGGAAAAACAUGCGUUUUGUAAAAAACAAACGAGUGUGUUUUGAUUUUCUCAGAACACGAUUUUUUCUUACUAAUGAUGGUACAAAUAAGUGCACGGAAACAUAUUUCAAACCUUACAAUUUCUCUUAUGGUAAGACUUAUUGUACUCCGCAUCCGAUAAUUUUGAGAAAUAGUGCCUUGGCCAGGUAUGUCGACGAAUUCAGAAAAGAUUUUGAAGCCCAUCAAGGAGGAAAGUUUCGAGGAAUGAAGAGAAAUGUUGCGCAGAGGAAAGUUGAAAUUGUUAAUUCAUUGAUGAGCGAAUGGAGUUCAGCCUACGAUAAUAUCAAUUCAUUGCAAGAAUUGCAUUCAGAUAAUGUGAAGGAUGAAGCUUUUCUGAAAUCUUUGGACAAAGAACUCGAGCAACAGAAACAAAUUAUGGAGAAUGCUGAAGAUGCGAUGCUCACGGAGCUAAUACCUGAAGAUGAAAACGAAUCUUGUAAUGAAGUAAUCGUUGAAGUGACUGCUGGUGUUGGUGGACAAGAAGCCAUGUUAUUUGCUCAGAAUUUGUACGAACUAUAUUGUUCUUACGUAGAAUUUAAAAAAUGGAAUUGCGAAUUGACUGAUCUAGAGAGAACAGAUCUGGGAGGGGUAAGGCACUCAUCUUUGUUGGUAUCAGGCCCCGAAUGUUAUAAAUUUUUUCGCUUAGAAGGAGGCGUUCAUAGAGUACAAAGGAUCCCGAAAACUGAAAAAAAUAGCAGAAUGCAUACCAGCACAGCUACAGUUGCUAUUCUUCCUCAGCCAUCCGAAAUAGAUAUAGUUAUAGAUGACAAAGAUUUGAAAAUUGAGACUAAAACUGCACGAGGUCCUGGAGGUCAACAUGUCAAUAAAAUUGAAACAGCUGUUCGCAUUCAUCAUAUACCUACAGGUAUUAUUGUUGAUUGUCAAGUUCAUAAAUCGCAAUAUCAAAAUAAGAAAAUCGCUAUGCAAAAAUUGCGUUCCAAGUUGUAUAGUAUAGAAUUGGAGAAAACCGGUUGCGAAGUACGAAAUCUGCGAAAAUGUCAAAUUGGUACAAAAUCUCGCAAUGAAAAAGUACGAACAUAUAAUUUCAGCCAAGGUCGUAUAACUGACCAUCGAUUUAAUUUAAGUGUUUAUAAUUUAGAGAGAUAUUUUGAAGGGAACGAUUAUUUUGAUGAUUUUUUGCAUUCUCUUCUAGAAAUACAUGCUAAACAGAAUAAAAAAGAAUUUCUGGAUAUGUUGAAGUCUGCGUAUGCAUAAAAAAUAAAGUUUUCUUGUGAAGUGCAGUUAUAACUACAA